AUGCCAACCACGCUUGAAGCAGUGAACACGAUACCACAGCAAUCUGCGUACCCUCAAGCUGCGGAAGCACUCCCUGCUGCUAGUGCGGAGAAGCAUGAGAAGAACAUAGAGGAAACCACUGAAAAAAUACGUGAACAGCCUUCAUCAGAAGCACAAACCCGAGGGAGACGACUUAUGUUUGAAGAGGAGCAAGAAGAAAAACGGAAUGACACCGAAAAGAAAGGUUAA
Strongylus vulgaris is the source of this 228-nucleotide messenger RNA. The record is from the annotation of a GenBank genome assembly. NCBI's taxonomy places the organism in Eukaryota, Metazoa, Nematoda, Chromadorea, Rhabditida, Strongylidae.